AUGUCCGCCCAAUUAUCAGAACGCUCCUUUUCUCAACUUUUCCGUCAAUCCCGCCUUGCAACUUAUGAUCCGACUCUACCACAAGUUUAUACGACUUAUGGCUCUUUCAAAAAACAAGGCGACUGGGGCUUGAAACGUAACCUUCCGAAAAUCCUCCGUACUAAUGUGAUCACUGUACAAGCUCUCGACACUUCUGAGCAUCAAACGCCAUUCCGCUCUGCCCAAAGACUCGUGCGAUUUACUAGAAAAUGGAAAGAGAAUUUUCCGUGGUCAAAUUUCCCCUCUCCCCCGAAAGAUAAAGCCUUGAGGAACAUAAGUUUGAUGUCAGCGAAACAAUUUGAAAAGUUCUUGAAAGAAGCAGAAAAAAGAAAACAUGAAUGGAGGCAAGAGAAGAAAGACACGUAUUCCCCUGAAGAUUGGCUCCAGUUUAUGAACGCCAUAAACGAGAAAUCUCCUCCCUCGGUCGUUGGCUUAACUUACUCCCACAAUAACCCGGGAACAAACGUUCUCGUCCAGGGUCGGCUAUUAAACAAGGAACUUUUCGGAUAUGCAGUGGGUAUAUCUGGCAUUGUUGCACAUUUGCCUUCCCAAAAAUGCCUUCGCGUUGGUAUAAUUGAACGGGAUAAAGUGGAUAAGUUUUACGUUGAGCAAGCUGGAUUUAAUGAAAAUGGAAGGAUAGUAGUGAGACUUUCUCAAUUGCCAACCAUGGUUCGACAGAAUACCUUAGGAUAUCUGGGUAGUACGCGAUUUACUAAAGGUUUCCUUGAUGAAGAUGCAAAACCAAAAGAGGAUCCUGAUGUUCAAACGCAACUACUGAAGAAGAUUAAACAACUGUCUCAUGGUGAAUAUAUCGGCAUUGGUCCAAUGAGAAUUUCUAAGCCUCCGAACACUAUGAAGGAACCCGAAAGCGAUCAAUCGAGCAAUACAGCGUUAUUUGGUCCUGAUGGGCUGUUUCCUGAAAUAUCAGAAAGUAAUACUGAGGAAGAUAAAGCAAAAUCGAAAAACGAUAAGAUAGAAGUAGAUGAUUAUCUUAAUCUGAUGGAGCAAUUGGGAGUCAAUGAUAAAAACAAGAAGCGAGGUGAUGGAAAUAAAGACGACUCGUGA
Paraglomus occultum is the source of this 1104-nucleotide messenger RNA. Lineage: Eukaryota; Fungi; Glomeromycota; Glomeromycetes; Paraglomerales; Paraglomeraceae. The record is from the annotation of a GenBank genome assembly.